Messenger RNA from Artibeus jamaicensis (Jamaican fruit-eating bat), 4328 nucleotides. RefSeq names its product mitochondrial ornithine transporter 2. The coding region runs from base 466 to 1371 and encodes 301 amino acids. Gene Ontology annotation, molecular function: L-ornithine transmembrane transporter activity. Gene Ontology annotation, biological process: mitochondrial L-ornithine transmembrane transport. NCBI's taxonomy places the organism in Eukaryota, Metazoa, Chordata, Mammalia, Chiroptera, Phyllostomidae. The record is from RefSeq and is a predicted model, not a curated record. The transcript has a single exon.
CCCCCCCCCCCCCAGUGGUUGGUUUGUCUUCCCUAUUUAAACCUCUCCUUGGGUAGAUCGACCCUUGACUCAAAGCUCCAACAACUGGUAGCGGCUCCCAUUUUGUCUCUCAGGGACACUUGGCUGGGUGGGGGGGUGGAGGGACUGGCUCAACAGGAACCUAUCCCCCGCUUCCGCCUCUGGAAGAGCAGCACCAAGAGUCCCCCAGUGCCUGCAAAAAUGUGUCGCGUAGCUUUCAGUUGGUGUGCUCAUUAAAGGUUUACGUAUUCAGGCCUAGUGCCCGGCGUGCAGGCUGCGGAACGCAGUCUCGUGGGAGAGCUCUCGCGAGACCACAGUGUGGGAGUUACUUCAGGGCUCCGGGAGACGGCCGCGGCCUGGCCUGGGGUUAAGCGGCUUUUCCUGCAGCAGAGUGAGGGCUACGGGUAGGCGGCGGGGCCAGAGACGCCCACCACAGCUCCAGAGAACAUGAGGUCCAACCCUGCCAUCCAAGCGGCCAUAGACCUCACGGCAGGGGCCCUCGGCGGCACCGUGUGUGUCCUGACUGGGCAGCCCUUCGACACAGUGAAAGUGAAGAUGCAGACCUUCCCCGGCCUGUACAAGGGCAUCACCGACUGCUGCCUGAAGACGUACUCCCAAGUAGGCCUGCGCGGCUUCUACAGGGGGACCGGCCCAGCGCUGAUGGCCUACGUCGCGGAGAACGCGGUUCUCUUCAUGUGCUAUGGCUUCUGCCAACAGUUUGUGAGGAAAGUGGUGGGACUGGACAAGCAGGCAAAGCUGAGUGAUCUGCAGACUGCAACCGCAGGCUCCUUGGCAUCAGCGUUUGCUGCACUGGCCCUGUGUCCCACUGAGCUUGUGAAGUGCCGUCUACAGACUAUGUACGAAAUGGAAAUGUCAGGGAAGGUAGCCAAAAGCCAUCCCACAGUUUGGUCCGUGGUGAAGGGCAUCCUUAGGAAGGAAGGCCCCUGGGGCUUCUACCACGGGCUCUCCAGCACUCUCCUCCAAGAAGUACCAGGCUAUUUCUUCUUCUUCGGCGGCUAUGAACUGAGCCGAUCGUUUUUUGCCUCAGGGAGAUCAAAAGAUGAACUCGGGCCUGUCCCUUUGAUGUUAAGUGGUGGAAUUGCUGGGAUUUGCCUUUGGCUUGUCAUAUUCCCAGUGGAUUGUAUCAAAUCCAGAAUUCAGGUUCUUUCCAUGUCUGGAAAACAGGCAGGAUUUAUUGGAACUCUUCUAAGUGUUGUGGAAAGUGAGGGGAUAGCAGCCUUAUAUUCUGGACUGUCAGCUACUCUGAUUCGAGCGUUCCCUGCCAAUGGGUCACUGGUUUUGGCUUAUGAAUACAGCAGGAGGACGAUGAUGAGCCAGUUUGAAGCGUACUGAAGUGUCUUGGUGAACCUGGAUCCAAAUACACAUCUUUGAGGACAAUAGUUUAUCUCAGGGUUUCAUGGAGUACUGGACUAAUGUAGAAUUAUUUUUUUUACUUCAUAGGAAUUUUGUUUUUGUUGUCUUCUAUCCUAAAUCUUAAACUUUAUAGAAGAACCUUUAUUUUUCAUGUGCAAUUUCUGCCCAUCACUUGUACUGAAAUAGAAAAGUUGCUGCUUUUGUAUUUUGUAGGAUAUACACAGUGAGCAGGUGGCUCUAUCUACCUAAUCUGAAAUGCUAAAUGAAGUUAUAACUGCUUUUGUAUAAACCUGUACAUACAUACAGUUUGGUUUGUUAGGUGUUAGUGAAACACAGUUUGGAUCCAUUUAGUUCCGUGUCACCAGAAAAACCGAUUUAACUAUGUUUCAUGAAGAUGGUUAAUGAUUGCUUAACUUUCUGAAGAUGUAGUUUCUAUUUAAAAUUGUGCUCUGUGCUAAGCAAUUAAAGUUAAAAAAAAUUGUGUGGUAAUUGAAAACCAAAAUACCCAUCUAGGUUUUUUAAAAGAUUUUAUUUUUAAACAGAGGGGAAGGGAGGGAGAAAAACAUUACUGUGUGGUUGCCUCUUGCACACCCCCUACUGAGAAUCUGGCCCACAACCCAGGCAUGUGUCCCACCCCAACUGGGAAUUGAACCAGUGACCCUUUGGUUCACAGGCCUGCACUCAAUCCACUGAGCCACACCAGUCAGGGUCCAUCUAGGUUUUUAAGAAGAGAAUAUAUGGCUGUGUCUCCCAAUUCUUGAGUUUCAGAGUUGGCAUCCUGGAUUUUUCUAAGAUGCUCUUAAAAUACUGCCAUCCACUUACUUUCAAACUGGGAACCUAUUCCACACUUCUCUUCCCCAAAACCUCCCCUCUCUAGGGCUUUAGGUUGAGGAAGGGAUUGAGGGGAAGGCUCUAUGCUGUUAUGCUUUGAUGAAGACCCAUGUAGCUAACAACAGUUCUCAGCUUUUAGUUUCUGAGUCCUGAUCUGGGUAGGACUCCAGGGUGUUCUCUGGGCCCAUUAGGAGUUGUUGAUCCACUUUGGAUUAUUUCAGCAGUCAGGAACUCUUCCAGAGAACAGCGAAAAGCUUUUGUUCCCUGUUUGAUGUUCAAGUGACAAUAUUCAUGGAUGAAGUCCUCUCCUCUCAGGCAGAACUAGACAGAAUUUAGUGCUUAUACUCCACAGUGAGGAAUGUUAAGGCUGAACCAUCCUGAAAUGUACCUUGAAAUCAUGGUUAUGCAGUAUUGGAAUCUUUUAAAUUUUGUACUGACUAUCAGUGAAGUUUAAUGAUAACUGUAUAUGGAGUGUGGCUUUAUAAAACAAUGAAAGAAAAGUAAUUUUAUUAAAUUACACCAUAUAUGUAUGUACACAUGCACAAACAAAAAAACCACAGUUUGUCUGAUCCCACAAACUGUCACCACUAAAAUAAGCCCCAUUGUCCCUUGCUGCUCUAAGAUCAGCAGAGUCUUCAAUUAAAAGUCUUAAGCAGACUGUAAAGCUAAAAGCAAGCAGGCUACCAGUCUUUUUUAAAAAAAUACUUUAUAGUUCUUUGUCUUAAAAAAAGAUUUUAUUUAUUUAUUUUUAGAGAGGGGAAGGAAAGGACAUAGGGAAAGAAACAUUGAUGUGUGAGAGGUUGCCUCUUGCAUAUGCACCAACUGGGGACCUGGCUCACAACCCAGGCAUGUGCCCCAGCCUUGAAUUGAACCAAUGGUGUUUCACUUUGGACGACAAUGCCCAACCAACUGGUCCACACCUGUCAGAGCGCUACUAGUCUUAAUAACAGUUCACACAAAUGUGUGUGUAUCACUGUCAGCAGAACAUUAAUCUUGUGUACAAUCUCCAGUUUCCUGUAGCUUUUGCUAUUUGUAAAGCUUCUGCUGAAAUCAUGGUCCAGUAUUUGGGUGCAAUUUUUACCAUUUUGGAUCUGUAUUCCAGACAAAAAUAUAAUAAUGUAAAAUAUUGUGUUUAAAGAAAUUGGGUGUCACAACAUUAAAUUAUUUACCUAAAUAAAAUAUUUCUUUAACACACCAUUUACAAUAUUCUGUAUUGACUUCUGGGUAUGCAGACAUUAAUAUGUGGAUUCUGUUCUCAAAAAUAAUUUUCUUUCUUUCUUUUUCUUCUUCUUUUUUUUUUUUUGAUAGUAACUCGCCUGCCAGACUCUCCUGUUUAUAAAAACUUUCAUUUUGUAAAUCUUCUCUGAGCAUCCUAGCUGCUAGAUGGGAUGUUUUAUUUAUAAAUCACUUGAUAAAGCCAAUUAGAUCUUCAUAUUUACUCAGCUGAAUAUUGUUUUUUAAUAUAGCACAUCCAUUAACUCAUAGUGUUUCCUUUUUUAUUGAGGUAUAAUUGACCUAUAACAUCCACUUAUUUAUUAUUUUGUGUAGUAAGGUGAUAUUUAUUUCUAAGAUUUAAAUAGAUCAAAUCCAUUUUUCCAAUACCUAGUCUUAUUUUAAACUUUACUUCCACAUGGCAUAAUUUACUCAACUUUGAAAAAUCUUUCUGAUAUUUAUUCUAUUAUUUGUCCUAAGGUCAAGGCCAGGUGGUCCGCAUGCUACAGUGAAACUGUAGCUAGAAAUUCCUUCUCUGUCCUAGCUGUCAUAGGAUACCAAGCUGUAGCAAUUGUUAGGUAUAUGUGACAUCUCAGAAGGAUCAUAUCUAGCAAAGGUAUUAAACCUGCCAUUUUCUUUAAUUGAACAAGAAGAUACCCUCAAGUUGCUGAGCUUGGAAGGAAAGGAGUUUCUUUAUCUUCUGUCCCAGAGUUCUAAGGAGGAGUGACAAUUAUUUCUAGGAAGUUGUUACAUACAUAAAAUAGUCACAAGAGGUUUUUUACUCAAGGCCAGAAAGUAGCCUUCUGUUCAGAGCCUACAUUUCCAGCUUGAGUGUUAUCUGAGUUUUGAAAUCCCUGUUUCUAAAUUCUGUAACUCUCUGUUCUCUUGGAUCU